AUGGCUAGUGUUCAAGCUCCAAAUUUAGAGAGCAGCAUGAACCGUGACACAGAACGAGAAGAUAUUUCGAUGACGAGCGUGGACGACGCGAAAAGUAGGACCGAGCUACCAAUUGCGCCGAAGAAAGGUUGCGAUAUCACAACCAAAGCUAUCAAGAAUCCUUCAUUUUCAUACGCCUAUUUAGAGUACAUUUCAGAUGGCCAACCGACGUCUGAUCUUGACAUACUCACUGUUCGAUCACAUCUCACAUCCGGCUUAAAUCAAUUUCUGGGGCUUACUGGCGCUGCCAUAUCAGUCGAUAUUCUCAAGGUGGACCAAAAAGGCUGCUGGAUUCGUGUGCCAAGAGAAGACUCGAGGGCCGUCAUCGCCGCGAUGGGGCAAUGGAUUGGGACGGGUGAAGGCAAUUCAAAGGUGGCAUGGAAGUUGAAGGCCAGCGGCAACUGGUUAGGGUCUCUGGUUGCCUCUCAAGGGAUUCAAGAUACGUGGGCAACAUGA
Messenger RNA from Pseudogymnoascus destructans, 495 nucleotides. RefSeq lists its product as uncharacterized. Gene Ontology annotation, molecular function: ribonuclease MRP activity. Gene Ontology annotation, biological process: tRNA processing; nuclear-transcribed mRNA catabolic process, RNase MRP-dependent; intronic box C/D snoRNA processing. The coding region runs from base 1 to 495 and encodes 164 amino acids. Lineage: Eukaryota; Fungi; Ascomycota; Leotiomycetes; Thelebolales; Thelebolaceae. Gene Ontology annotation, cellular component: nucleolar ribonuclease P complex; ribonuclease MRP complex. The transcript has a single exon. The record is from RefSeq and is a predicted model, not a curated record.